Molecule: messenger RNA, 312 nt
Organism: Pelobates cultripes (western spadefoot toad)
Lineage: Eukaryota; Metazoa; Chordata; Amphibia; Anura; Pelobatidae
Source: the annotation of a GenBank genome assembly
AUGGCUGCUGCGUCUAGUCCCGGGCUCCCUCACAGCCAACCUCACCAUUCAACCCCUUAUGCCAAACCUUGGAUCCACACAGCUGCUGGGAUCGCACUAUCUCUCUCUGGGCUGGGGAUCCAAAAGGGAACACACCCUACAACCUGUCCAUAUACCCAGAGGGGCUCCCUGGGAACAGAGCUACCGAGGGCCCAUGGACCUACCUCACAUAGCAGGGGGACCCAUGGACACAGGGAAAAGACCCACGUUUCAGCCUGGGCUGGAGGUUCUGUGCGGCCACAACACUACCACUAUGGACUCACUCAACAACAG